AGCAACCAACAGGGCUGCCAUUAUGAGGAGGAAUCUGCAUUCAGCUGCUGUGACAGGGUGAAAAUCCGAAUGCCUGAACUUAAUUCUUUCACUGGAAAACUUCUUCCUUCUGGCCAUGACUGUACCAUUUAUCAUAUUCAUGGCAGGACUAGUGUUUCAAGUCUGUACUGAAACACCACAGUCGUUGAUUCCAUUAAAUACACUCUCUGAAUGUUGUGCAGAUAUCUCAGAUGAGUCUGGCCUUUGUCCACAACGCAGUUCUUGUCAUUCAGGGUGUUACAGGCACUGGUUUAAGAAUGGAAGUACCACCUGCAUUAGGUGCCCUAAUGAAACAUUAAUCAAUUCCUUGAAUAAUCGGACUGAAUGCAUUAUAUCAUAUUUCAGCAGUGAAGAGAAGGUGGAAAAUGGCACCACAGUGGGCCCAACCAUCCUUAAAAUUGGAGGGCCAGGAAUAGCUGCCUCAUUAUGCCUUGGAACACUAUUUAUCAGUUCAUUCUUCAUUCUUUCUGUUGCUGCAUUUUUCUACCUCAAGCGAUCCAACAAACUCCCACAUUUGUUUUACCAGCAAAACAAAGCUUCUAUACUGCAGCCAAAUGAAAUGGCAGAAAUUAUGAGGAGCCCCAUGAGAUCAGUGCGAAAGCAAAGAUAUUCAAGAAGAGAAAGACUGUCUGCUUCUACAGCUUCCUUUGCAUCUACUGCCAUAAGUAAUGUUUGAUCUUGCACUGUCUACCAUUUAUGUUCGAAAAACGGUAUUAUUUUGAUUUGUUCAUCGUAUAGAUUCGCUGCACUGAUGGACACUAUAUCGUUCCGCCAUACUGCAGAAGAUUGCAAGGACCACUUGCCAGAAUUCUUGGUUUAGUGAAACACCACUGAAGAUGUAACUUACAGCAUACCUAUCAUGUGGGCAUUUGGAAGUACAAACAUGAUUUGUCCCCAGUCUGGGAAUGUUCUGUUGGGCUGUUCUCCAUCUUCUGGUUUUACUUCAGAGAUGAAGUGCUCCCAAGUCAAAGGUUGAUGUGGAACCAGGAAAGCGCAUAUCACCCACAGGGAUCUACACUAUCCACCUGUUUGCAGAUAGACUGAUAGGCUAGUCUAGCCUGAUCUAAUUUCUAAUAUUCCCCUGAUUUCUUUGCAAUGCUUCAGUCUUCAAUUCCUCCCAAAAUUAAAGUCUGAAUAUCCUGGAUGCUGUCCAUCCAUAGAAGUGCUGGUGGUUUCUAGUCAAAAUUCUAUCAGCACUGGCAGCUCCAGUUUUCUUUCUUUAGCUGUUAAACUUGAGUUGUAACUGGUUAUGUUUCUGGCUGGAUUUAUGAUUGCUGGUUACCCCUUCACAUAAUGUCCAUGUGCACUUUCUUCUCAUUGUGCCAAAUGCAGAAUAUACCAUUUGAGCUUUCCUAACUCCACAGACCAAGACACUCUAACAUGUAUCAUUUUAGUUUCAUAUUGAGUUAUGUCCCUGAAGGUAACUGGUGAUAGUUGGUUUUUUUUUUAAGCUAAUAUUACCUCGUUCUCAGCUUGGUUCUUUUUAAUUACCUCAAAUCAGACAUUCCUGCUUUUGACUGGGUAACAUUUUAGUAUUUCCUUUAAUGGAUAACCUGUCAGAGAUACUUGAUAUGAGUGUAGCAGUUUUGGUUUUUUGUUUUUCAAAAUUCAAAAGCCUAGAACAAGCAUGUUUCUUCCAUUCUGCUACCUCAUUUGUGCAUUGUUACUGAGCUUUAGUGUGGCUAUUAAAAUUGUCAUGCUUCUAAUCUGGCCUUCGUUAAGCUUUCCUUAGUCCACGUGUCUGCUUUUCCAAUCAUUACUUAUUCCUCCUACCCCUUGGCAUUUUUACCCUCCAUUUCUCUUUUGGCAGGACAAGGCAGUCAGCUCUUUGAAUUUGCUUCUAAUAGCUUCACGUGAUCAACCCACCCAAUCAUGCAUACUGUAAUAUUGCAAUUUAAAAUUCUCUAGGCUCACUAGAAAAACAUGACCUGUCAUACCAUGCUGUCGACAUCAACUUCCUUCAAACAUGAAAAUGAGUUGCAGAGAUAUAUACAGAUGUCUUUACAAUACUGAUGAAGUUUCUGCAUAGCCUCAGAUUGUGUGCAAAGUUCAAUCAUCCUGGAUUACAGGAAUUUCUCUUGAAGGAGAUGGAUGCUUUCUAUAACACUUCAAUCCGUGGAAUCAUGAGACAUUAAACAGUGACCAGGUGACUCCUAAGUUUUUAAAAGCAAACUUAAAGCUGAUCAUACUCUUUCAGAAUUUUGAGUUCUUUCUCUUAAAUCUUUUUGGGUUUCAGAUUGAAGAUUCUUUCCCCAAUUUAUGUCCACAGGUAGGAUUGAUCCUCUGUAUGGCUAUCAAAACAAGUAUUUUGAGCUCUAUUGCAGCAAAUAAAGGGAAAUGUAACUUUUAGCUCUAUGAAGUAAAGGUGGUAUUUCACCCUCUUUCCC
Molecule: messenger RNA, 2426 nt
Organism: Stegostoma tigrinum
Lineage: Eukaryota; Metazoa; Chordata; Chondrichthyes; Orectolobiformes; Stegostomatidae
Gene: c28h1orf159
Product: chromosome 28 C1orf159 homolog
Exons: 9
Coding region: 116-715 (199 amino acids)
Source: RefSeq, a predicted model, not a curated record